This is a messenger RNA of Aspergillus oryzae RIB40, 636 nucleotides long. RefSeq lists its product as uncharacterized. The transcript has a single exon. Bases 1 to 636 code for a protein of 211 amino acids. The record is from RefSeq and is a predicted model, not a curated record. Lineage: Eukaryota; Fungi; Ascomycota; Eurotiomycetes; Eurotiales; Aspergillaceae.
AUGACAUCCUCGGCGGAGAACUCUCCUUCCCCGGGCCCGGAGUCCUCCAAUGAGCCCACGCCGCAAUUAAACAUUCCUCCCGAUAUCCUACGUCUUCGCGCAGAGAUCUUCACACUAGAGUCCCCGAUCACGGUUUCCGUGACUGAAUUUAACAAUGCUUGGAAAUAUCUAGACAACAUUUACGUUCGGAACCAAGCCAGAUACGGACAAAAGAAAACAACCACAUACUAUUGGUGUCGACUAUGGCGUACCAAAGCCUACGAGCCGAGCGUGUCGGAUGAGCAGCGCAAACGGAAACGGACCGUUCGCGAACCAAUUGGCUGUCCAUGUCGAAUCAGAAUUGUUAGUGAUGGCUAUUAUAUGACUAUCACCCGAGGCAAGGAGCCACACAAUCAUGAUAUCUCCGCGCUCGACUAUAAACUCACCACCGCUGCUCGCGAGCUCGCUGCGCAGGCGGUCGCAAAGGGCAGUAGACCUAGUUUGGUCGCGCGAGAACUGAAGAAUAGCGGUAUUGGUGGCCAAAUAACUUCCAAAGAUGCCUGGAACGCUGGUAAUGUUUGGGUUAGUCGGAAAGAAGGACGGCCUGCAUGGCAGAAGCAUUACCCUAAAAAUGUAGGUUUCUUCUUAAUAGGAUGA